AUGUCAAGUUUUUCACAAUCAAGUGUUUCUUCCCAAAAUUCUCGAGGAACCAAAAGGAAAUGGGUUCCAGAAGAAGAUGUUGCAUUGGUUGCCUGUAUGGUCGACUUGCACAAUGUUGGAACCUUCAAUGUUGAUACGGGAUUCAAAGCUGGUUAUUUAAAUGAGUUGAAAAAAAUGUUAAAAAAAGUUUUACCCAAUGCCAUGUUGAAGGCUAAACCUAAUCUUGAAUCGAGGAUUAGGACAUUGAAAAAAGAUUGGUCAAUCGUUUAUGACAUGCUUAGUGGAAAAAACAAUAGCGGUUUUGGUUGGGAUGAGCAUAGGCAGCUUGUUGUUGUUGAAGAUGCGGUGUGGAACUCAUAUAUAAAUAGUCAUAAAGAAGCCGGUCAAUUCAAACAUCGUAGUUUCCCUUAUUAUGACCAACUUACUGCCAUUUACGCAAAAGAUCGAGCCACUAGGAAAGAUGCUCAAAUAGCCGCUGAUAUUAUUGAAUAAAUAGAUGUUGAGGAUGUAGCUACUACAAAUACUCAUGAAGAAAGAAACGAUUUCUAUGGAUGCGAAGCUGAUGUUUCUUUGGAUGACAUGGAUCUUUCAGCUAAACAACCGUAACCAGCUAGAAGCCAAGGUGAUUCCACAUUUUCAAAGAAGAAAAAAAAGAUUUUUGAUGCAAGUGAUCAUAUUUCUUCUACUUCAUUUCACGAUGCUGCCACUUUAUUGGCGGAAAACAUACGGACUGUUGGCGUUGAAAUCAGUAGGAGUAUUGCCUCCGAA
Molecule: messenger RNA, 768 nt
Organism: Gossypium raimondii (Peruvian cotton)
Lineage: Eukaryota; Viridiplantae; Streptophyta; Magnoliopsida; Malvales; Malvaceae
Product: L10-interacting MYB domain-containing protein-like
Exons: 2
Coding region: 1-492 (163 amino acids)
Source: RefSeq, a predicted model, not a curated record